This is a messenger RNA of Erythranthe guttata (spotted monkey flower), 1079 nucleotides long. NCBI's taxonomy places the organism in Eukaryota, Viridiplantae, Streptophyta, Magnoliopsida, Lamiales, Phrymaceae. The record is from RefSeq and is a predicted model, not a curated record.
AUAACAUAUUUUCGGUCACCUUAUUAAAUUAAACAUGGACUCAACUCUCGUUCUUUGUCCGCCAUUCAAAAUCAAAACCCAAAAUGAAAUUAAUAAUCUUGUCUUCGACACAUCCCACAUCGAAAAACAGCCAAAUCUGCCGACGCAGUUCCUAUGGCCGCACGAGGAUUUAGCCUCCGCCGCCGAAGAAGAACUCAAACAGCCGCCGGUGGACCUGACCGGAUUCUUCGCCGGCGAUCGGGAAGCAACCCUUUCGGCGGCGGCACAGAUUAGAGCCGCCUGUCUGGAUCAUGGAUUCUUCCAGGUCGUCAACCACGGCGUGGACCCCAGUCUAGUUAGGGCGGCGCACGAGCAGAUGGAUGCCUUCUUCAAGCUGCCGGUGGACAAAAAGCUGGCCGUGAGAAGAAAACCCGGCGGCGUUUGCGGGUAUUCCGGCGCCCACGCCGACAGGUUUUCGUCGAAACUGCCGUGGAAGGAGACUUUCUCCUUUACUUAUCAGCAUAAUUCAAAUGGCGCCGAUGUUGUCAACUAUAUCGAGUCUAGUCUCGGCCAAGAUUUUCAUCAAGCAGGGUUUGUAGGCAUUGACAAUGGAAGAUACAAGAGUUGCCUACACAGAGCAGUGGUGAACAAGGAGAGAGUGAGGAGAUCUUUGGUGUUCUUUGUGAACCCGAAAGACGACAAAAUAGUUCGGCCCCCGCCCCCGCCCCCGCCCCCACCCCCGGGCCCGCCCCCUUACGCACAACAUCAAGAGCCAAGAAUGUACCCAGAUUUCACAUGGUCGGAUUUGAGAGAAUUCACACAAAAUCAUUACAGAGCAGAUACCACUACACUACAAAACUUUGCCCACUGGCUUUCACUCCAACAACAAUAAUAAAAGAUCACACACAAUUAUUACCUUAAUUCCCAUGUUUUUCUUCAUUGCAUUGUCCUUUUUUUUGUUUUCAAUAAUAAUAACAAUGUGUACGUAUUUAUGCAUGUGCAUGAGUCGAGGGGCCUUUCUUCAUCAUCAGUACUACAAUUUGGUUUUAUCUUAUCUUAUUAAUUAUCAUGUCUUUCUUUUGGAUGGACUUGUUGUACUA